AUGGUAUGUUUGGGUAUUCGUUACGGACUUAGCAAAUCCACUGCUGCUUUCUUUAACGAUCGACGGGAUCCGAUUUCCGGAUUCAAACGCCUUCAUUCUCCCUCAAUCCCCAAAGUCGCCGUUAAAAAUAAUGUGCAGAGAAUCUCGGCUGUGGCGGCGGUUGUUUCCGAUCGUCGUGUUUCUAAUCAGGUUUCCUUUUCCAUCGACGCAGACCUAAUGCUGGCUAACAGAUUCGUAAACGACGAUAACGAGUUUGAUAAUCGUGCUACCGAGAUCUCUAGUGUUCCGGACAAAUUCGAGGAGUGGAUUGAAGGUUCCGUUACGGAAAUUGUGAAGAACAUAACACAAGCGCCGUUGCUGCUUCAGAUAUACGCCAACGGCGAGGUGAAAACGAAGAAGGCGGUGAAAGCUGAAAGCUGGCUGGACGUGAUUACAGAAUCGUCUUCGCCAGACGGAAUCAUCCUAGUGGAAGAGCUAUCGGAGAACAGAGAUCAUAUAUCAGAGCGUGAAUUCAACGAAAAAGACGGGACUAGGGCUUUUGGAGUACUGAUUCAAGGUAAAAUCAAAGGAAGAGAUGACUGUGAAGAACUUCUGGGAAAGUGCAUCCUCGCAGUUGAAUAG
Messenger RNA from Lactuca saligna, 621 nucleotides. Lineage: Eukaryota; Viridiplantae; Streptophyta; Magnoliopsida; Asterales; Asteraceae. The record is from the annotation of a GenBank genome assembly.